AUGAGCAACCCUGGCCCACAGAUCACCCGGCAGGAGGUGCGGGAUAUUUCUUCUUCCCAAGGCCCGGGGUCUCCUGCCAGUCUUGAUGGAAAACCCUUCAAACUGCUAGGGUUCCUCGAUGUUAAAAACGUCCCCUGUGCACGAGAAUCUAUACUCUAUGGCUCAGUGGGAUCUUUCGUUGUAGGACUUGGACAUUUUAUAGCAACAAGUAGAGUUAGAAGAUCUUGUGACUUUGCAGUUGGUGGCUUCAUUUGCACAAUGUUAGGAUACUGGUUUUAUUGCAGGUACAAUUAUGCCCAACGCAAGAUCCGGCAAAGAAUGAUUAGAGAAGGAAUGAAAAACAAACUUUUAUUUGAAGGCACUGCUCUUGAUCCAGACAGAAAACAAACUGGCAAUGAAAGAAGCAAUUCAUAGUCUGCUAUGGAGGGGUCUGUGGCCCAGUACAGCUUUGGGGGAAGGUGGUCCGAAAUGGGCAGUCUUCCCUGUAAAUGUGGGAGGUGACCAAGUCUGAUAAAUCAUGCUGGUUUUCCUAGCAAAUUCAAGUAAGAAACUCAUAAUGAAUCCGUUAAAUCAGUAUACAAGCCUUUCUUUGUUUCCUGUAUGUAUAUAUGACUAUGUACACAGUUAGGAAUGACCUCCUUGGUUUUGGUCUGUUAAACAUUUGGGAACUGAUACGUUUUGUUGCAAGCUCCCAGGAUUAAUGACAGUGAUUUUUGGACUACUUCAAUUUUUAUUA
This is a messenger RNA of Tinamus guttatus (white-throated tinamou), 736 nucleotides long. The record is from RefSeq and is a predicted model, not a curated record. Lineage: Eukaryota; Metazoa; Chordata; Aves; Tinamiformes; Tinamidae.